AUGCAGCCCAAGGCGGGAGCGAUGAUGAUGAUUCUCUUGGCCUUGGCAAUGGUGGCCGAAUGCAGCAAAUUUAACCAAGGCAGCUGGGGCUCCUGUCAUUCGGGUGGCAACGGCAGCACGAGUUCUUGCAGCGAGGGACACCGUGAGCUUGAAGACGUUUCAAUGGAGUCCGAGAUGAAUUUACGGGAACUUGCAACCAAAAGAAAGGCCAUUUCGUAUGAAGCACUCAAGCAAAACGCACUCCCCUGCAACCAACGGGGACGCUCUUACUACGCAUGUGUAGGCGGAGGACCUGUUAACCCUUACACCCGUAGUUGUCUUAUUGCCACCGGUUGCAGAAGGAUCGUUGAUUGA
This is a messenger RNA of Hibiscus syriacus, 354 nucleotides long. Its product is annotated as protein RALF-like 19. The record is from RefSeq and is a predicted model, not a curated record. Lineage: Eukaryota; Viridiplantae; Streptophyta; Magnoliopsida; Malvales; Malvaceae. The transcript has a single exon. Bases 1 to 354 code for a protein of 117 amino acids.